AGGAGAAGACGCCGGAGGAAGAGGAGGAGGCGAAAGAGGAGGAGGAGAAGCCGCAGCGGGCGCCGCGGGAGCGAGUGAGCUGGGAGCGCGGGGCGAAGGCGCGGCGAGGCCGGCGGCCUGGCGGGCGCAGGAGGCUCGGCCGAGGCAGCGGCGCCGACUCCGUUCCACACUCGGCCGGGAUCCAGGCCUCCGGGUUCCCAGGCGCUCGCCUCCCUCUGACGCACUUUAAAGAGUCUCCCCCCUUCCACCUCAGGGCGAGUAAUAGCGACCAAUCAUCAAGCCAUUUACCAGGCUUCGGAGGAAGCUGUUUAUGUGAUCCCCGCACUAAUUAGGCUCAUGAACUAACAAAUCGUUUGCACAACUUGUGAAGAAGCGAACACUUCCAUGGAUUGUCCUUGGACUUAGGGCGCCCUGCCCGCCUUUUGCAGAGGAGAGAAAACUUUUUUUUUUUUUGCCUCCCCCGAGAAACUUUCCCCCCCCCUCUCCUCCCUGCCUCUAACUCCGAUCCCCCCCCACGCCAUCUCGCCAAAAAAAAAAAAAAAAAAAAGAAAGAAAAAAAAAAGAAAAAAAAAAAGAAAAAAAAAAAGAAAAAGAAAAAAAAAAAAGAAAAAAAAUUACCCCAAUCCACGCCUGCAAAUUCUUCGGGAAGGAUUUUUUUCCCCCUCUCUCCAGGUUGGGCGCGUUUGGUGCAAGAUUCUCGGGAUCCUCGGCGUUGCCUCUCCCUCCCCCUCCCCCCCUCCUUUCCUUUUCCUUUCCUUUCUUUCUUCCUUUCCUCCCCCCACCCCCACCCCAAACAAACAAGUCCCCAAUUCUCGUCCGUCCUCGCCGCGGGCAGCGGGCGGCGGAGGCAGCGUGCCGCGGUCGCCGGGAGCCGGGAGCCUCGGGCGCUCGCUCCUCGGCGCAGCAUGUUCCAGCCGGCGCCCAAGCGCUGCUUCACCAUCGAGUCGCUGGUGGCCAAGGACAGUCCCCUGCCCGCUUCGCGCUCUGAGGACCCCAUCCGUCCCGCGGCGCUCAGCUACGCCAACUCCAGCCCCAUAAACCCGUUCCUCAACGGCUUCCACUCGGCCGCCGCCGCCGCCGCCGCCGCCGGCAGGGGCGUCUACUCCAACCCGGACUUGGUGUUCGCCGAGGCGGUCUCGCACCCGCCCAACCCCGCGGUGCCCGUGCACCCGGUGCCGCCGCCGCACGCCCUGGCCGCCCACCCCCUGCCCUCCUCGCACUCGCCACACCCCCUCUUCGCCUCGCAGCAGCGGGACCCGUCCACCUUCUACCCCUGGCUCAUCCACCGCUACCGAUAUCUGGGCCACCGCUUCCAAGGGAACGACACAAGCCCGGAGAGCUUCCUUUUGCACAACGCGCUAGCCCGCAAGCCGAAGCGGAUCCGAACCGCCUUUUCCCCGUCCCAGCUUCUGAGGCUGGAACACGCCUUCGAGAAGAACCACUACGUGGUGGGCGCCGAGAGGAAGCAGCUGGCGCACAGCCUCAGCCUCACGGAAACUCAGGUAAAAGUAUGGUUUCAGAACCGAAGGACGAAAUUCAAAAGACAGAAGCUGGAGGAAGAAGGCUCAGAUUCCCAACAAAAGAAAAAAGGGACGCACCAUAUUAACCGGUGGAGAAUUGCCACCAAGCAGGCGAGUCCCGAGGAAAUAGACGUGACCUCAGAUGAUUAAAAACACAAACCGAAACGGACAACACGGAGCAAAACAGAGACAGGGAGAGGAGGGGUAGAAGAAAAAAACAAACCUACAAAACAAAAACAAACCGCACACACACAUUCACCGAAAAAAGGAAGAGGGAGUCAGAGAGAUCUUCGGUGCAUCGCAGACUUUGAGCAGCGAGGGCGCAGGGUCCUGAUCCCAGGCUGCGCGGAUAUGGCAGAGGACGGAGGCUUCUUGAUCAACAUGCAACCCUUGUCUAAAGAGGCAGCUGAGUGAGAGAAAGAGAGAGAGAGAGAGGGAGAGAGGGAGAGAAAGAGAGAUCCAAAAGUGGCAAAGCCCAAGGCGCUCUGAACAAGGGAAGCUGUCAGUCAAACGCCAAACCAGCGAGAGAAGAUGAUUGGCAGGUAUUCCGUUUAUCACAGUCCUGAUUUGUUGUUUUUUUUUUAAAUAAUGAUAAUAAUGAUGGUGAAAGAAAACCCCAACCAAGCACAGGACUUUUUAUUUUGCACUUCACAGAGUUCCCCCCCCCCACAAUCUUUAAAAAUAAUUAGUAACAAUAACAAUCGAAAUUCCAUAUCCAGCCCCAUCCCACACCUGUUCAAAAACUUGAAUUGCAUGUAGCAGUUGUUGGGUGAAUGGUAUCUAAAGACAGAAAAUGAAUUGUAAUUUUCUUUUCCUUUUAAAGACAGGUUCUGUGUGCUUUUCAUUUUGAUUUUUUUUUCUAAGAAUGUGCAGUCUGUAAACACUUUUUUAUACCUUCUGACGUCAAAGUGAUUGUGAAAGGUACAUGAAGUAGGCUCAGCGAUAGGGGUCCUCUUACAGAGAAAUGGGGAGCAGGAUGGGGGGCUGGGGGUGGCGGGGGAGGGUGCCCACAAGAGGAGUCAGGACUUGUGCUGGGAAAGAAAAACCCUAAAUUAAUUCUAUUUCUUGAACAUUCCCUUUCCUAACAUCCCGAAGGCUUAAAACCACGAAGUAAACUCCUUUUGGUGGUUGGAGAGAUUGGCCAAAUUCAACCAUUCGCUGUAAAGGCCAUUCCAAACUUUAAAUCUAUCUGUGGCAAAAACUGAAGGACUGUAGUUAGCGGGAUGAUGUUAAGUGUGGCCAAGGACAUGGCAGCAAGUUUUCAAGCACUGAGUUUCUAUUCCAAGAUCAUAGACUUACUAAAGAGAGUGACAAAUGCUUCCUUAAUGUCUUCUAUACCAGAAUGUAAAUAUUUUUGUGUUUUGUGUUAAUUUGUUAGAAUUCUAACACACUAUAUACUUCCAAGAAGUAUGUCAAUGUCAAUAUUUUGUCAAUAAAGAUUUAUCAAUAUGC
Molecule: messenger RNA, 2972 nt
Organism: Leopardus geoffroyi (Geoffroy's cat)
Lineage: Eukaryota; Metazoa; Chordata; Mammalia; Carnivora; Felidae
Gene: EMX2
Product: empty spiracles homeobox 2
Exons: 3
Coding region: 906-1670 (254 amino acids)
Biological process (GO): central nervous system development; neuron differentiation; regulation of DNA-templated transcription
Molecular function (GO): DNA-binding transcription factor activity, RNA polymerase II-specific; DNA binding
Source: RefSeq, a predicted model, not a curated record